AUGGAUCGCAGCCUAGAUCGCAGCCGCCGCCGCGCCGCCAUCGCCUGCGUAGUUGCAUCCACGGCCUUCUCAGCUGCCGCCUUUGCCUACGCAACUGACGCCCCUGUCGGCGACCUAGCUGCCGCCGCCGCCCACGCUGCCGCCUUGGGCUACGCAGCCGACGAAGCGGCCAACGCAGCCAUCGAAGCGACCUACGCAGCUUACGAGCCCGUCGGCAACCCAGCUGCCGCCGCGGCCUACGCAGCUGCCGUCGCGGCGGCAUUUACAGCUGACCAUCCCGUCGGUGACCCAGCUGCUGCCGUCGUCGACGGGGACGACCCCGCCGCCGCCGCUCCCGUCAACAACUCCCCCCAACCGACCCCGACCCGCCGACCCCGAUCCAGUCAACAACCCCCGCCCCCCGCCGAUCCGUCAACAACGACAAUGUAA
Molecule: messenger RNA, 429 nt
Organism: Zingiber officinale
Lineage: Eukaryota; Viridiplantae; Streptophyta; Magnoliopsida; Zingiberales; Zingiberaceae
Product: proline-rich protein 27-like
Exons: 1
Coding region: 1-429 (142 amino acids)
Source: RefSeq, a predicted model, not a curated record